AAUCUCACCACCCAGCCAUGAGGUAUUUUACUGCUGUCUAGAGAUCAAAUUAUUACUGUAAAGAAGAUCUUUAUGUUUUCUGUGUUUCAUUAACAGAUUAUUAUAAAGCAAUAAGCAUGCAGAAAGGAAAGCAGACGCUUUACGUUGGGAAUUAAUGAAUGCAUGUCUGCUUGGUUUUUUUUCUUGGCAGGGUGAGGGGAGGAGGGGGAGUUGUUUAAAAUCUUAUACCACCCUCAUAAACAAAACUCUUCAGAAUGGAAAUGGUGAAAUAAGGAAAUGCAUGAUUCAAGAGGCAUCCCUAAGCACCCAUGUGUUAGGCUAUGUGGUGUUCGUGAUAUCAUCGGACCUUUUGGACGGGUGGCUUACUGAGAGCUCCAUUUCUGGAGAGCCUUGCAAGACUGAGGAAUAUCAGACUGCGAAUCACCGGCAACCGUUCCCUUGCAGCACAGAAGCAAUCUCUCUCCCCAUCUUCGCAUGUUCUGAUGGCAAAUCAAAUGGAAGAAAAGAGGAAGCAUGACUGCAGACCAGAUCAGUUCUCUUUGUGGAUUACAUUUUCAGUAAAAUGUACGGAUAUAUCUUUUCCUUGUUCUUAUAUUUAGAUCAUGAGACUUGACUGAGGCUGUAUCCUUAUCCUCCAUCCAUCUAUGGCGAACUAUAGCCAUGCAGCUGACAACAUUUUGCAAAAUCUCUCUCCUCUAACAGCUUUUCUGAAACUGACUUCCCUGGGUUUCAUAAUAGGAGUCAGCGUGGUGGGCAACCUUCUGAUCUCCAUUUUGCUAGUCAAAGAUAAGACCUUGCAUAAAGCACCUUACUACUUCCUGUUGGAUCUUUGCUGCUCAGAUAUCCUCAGAUCUGCAAUUUGUUUCCCAUUUGUAUUCAACUCUGUCAAAAAUGGCUCUACCUGGACUUAUGGGACUCUGACUUGCAAAGUGAUUGCCUUUCUGGGGGUUUUGUCCUGUUUCCACACUGCUUUCAUGCUGUUCUGCAUCAGUGUCACCAGAUACUUAGCUAUCGCUCACCACCGCUUCUAUACAAAGAGGCUGACCUUUUGGACGUGUCUGGCUGUGAUCUGCAUGGUGUGGACUCUGUCUGUGGCCAUGGCGUUCCCCCCAGUUUUAGAUGUGGGCACUUAUUCAUUCAUUAGGGAGGAAGAUCAAUGCACCUUCCAACACCGCUCCUUCAGGGCUAAUGAUUCCUUAGGAUUUAUGCUGCUGCUUGCUCUCAUCCUCCUAGCCACACAGCUUGUCUACCUCAAGCUGAUAUUUUUUGUCCAUGACCGAAGGAAAAUGAAGCCAGUCCAGUUUGUAGCAGCAGUCAGCCAGAACUGGACUUUUCAUGGUCCUGGAGCCAGUGGCCAGGCAGCUGCCAAUUGGCUAGCAGGAUUUGGAAGGGGUCCCACACCACCCACCUUGCUGGGCAUCAGGCAAAAUGCAAACACCACGGGCAGAAGAAGGCUUUUGGUCUUAGACGAGUUCAAAAUGGAAAAAAGAAUCAGCAGAAUGUUCUAUAUAAUGACUUUUCUCUUCCUCACCUUGUGGGGCCCCUACCUGGUGGCCUGUUAUUGGAGAGUUUUUGCAAGAGGGCCUGUAGUACCAGGGGGAUUUCUAACAGCCGCUGUCUGGAUGAGUUUUGCCCAAGCAGGAAUCAAUCCUUUUGUCUGCAUUUUCUCCAACAGGGAGCUGAGGCGCUGUUUCAGCACAACCCUUCUUUACUGCAGAAAAUCCAGGUUACCAAGGGAACCUUACUGUGUUAUAUGAGGGAGCAUCUGUGCAUCUUUAGCCUUGUGAAACACUAACCUUCUCUGCUAAGCAAUUGUGGCCUGUAGCCAUAUCUUGAGAAGAAAAUCAAGAAUGGGAUCAGCGGUUAUAAGGAUUUGGGCAACAUUCUGCAGUCUUUGCAAUAGUUCACCUAUAAUCCUAUUUUAAAUCUCAAAGUGAUCCUGCUGACUGCUGGCGAAGGUUUGUAAUUAAGAAAGAACUAAACCACUGCCCUAAGUUUCUUUAUGUGGUUGAAAACUAGUUAAUGAAAGUAGCAGGUGCUAAGUAUCAGUGCUAAAUGCUGUGUAUAUCACUACAUAUGAUAAAAACAUCAAACCCAAUUAGCAUUGGACAUCUUAAUAAAUUAAGUUGAUAUGAGGUAAAUGUGUUGAUAAAAACUAAUUUUAGAAGUUUGAAGACUUUAAAACAUUUCAUACUAUUGUUUUGCAAAGACUAAAAUAUUUGGGGACUUAAAGUACUGUAACCACUAAAGACGUGCCAUGAAUUAUUGGAUUAUCACACUAAAAAAAAAAAUCACCUUGUAAGUUUUGAGGAGCAUUCCAAAAGCAGUAUAUUGGUUCCAAUUAGAGUUUACCUUUUUUCUUUUUUUUUUUGUAUUCCUACAUUACUAUUACUAUUUCUAAAUACCACUUUCCUUACCUACUAGUGAAAUUGCUAGCACUGAACUGUAUUACGUGAUUUUUGUUGAUUUGGUAUAAAGUUUUUCCAGUUCAUUUAUAUUUUUCGAAUGCUAGAUAUUGAUCUGGGAGGCAACAUUAAUGGUACCAACUGGUCAUAACUGAGCAGCCCUAAUAAUGCAGAAUAAACACAUGUUGCCUUAAAGGGUUAUCUAGUAUCUUUCAUCUUAUUUAGCACUGGAGCAAAUAGUCAAGAGAAACUGAAUCAGUAACUGGUUAUGGUCAAGCAUCUGGAAGUGCAUGGAAGAUCAUUUAGUACUCUUUUUCCUUUUUCCUCAUAUGGUUUGAAAAAUUAAGGUACACAUCACUGGGAUAAUGAAAUUUUCUUGCGAGGUGUGCUACCCAUUCUAGUGUGUUCUAAGAAGCAGGCAGUUGAUAAAUGUUUCUAUUUUAAGUCAGCUGUCAAGGGGAGACCACAGCCUUAGUAUGACAUCCUGCACAAUUUGUGAAGCAUUUAUUCUACUGAAGGCACAGUCUUGUUUAUACUUUCUGCACAUUCAGUGUAUUGGUCGUUGAAAUUAUUUCAGUUUUAACUUGUGAAAGCUUAUAAUAUGAUUUCUGGUAUUUUAGAAAUACAUUAGAGUCUGUGAGUCUCAUUCUUUAAGAUACAGAUGUGUGAAUUUCAAUAUAAAGUUGCAUUUGCCAAAAUUUACCCGUGUAGCCUGUUAAUUUUCUUGGAAUAAAAUUUUACAUUUUUGGCAUUUAACUUUUUUUUUUUUUUGCCUGGGGAGCAAACACAAACUAGGAAGACUAGCUUUAUUAUAGUUUUGUGUUUUUUUUUUAUUUUUUAUUUUUGUAGCUGCUAUACUCUGGAACUAGAACUGUAUGGAUGAUAGGGAGCUUAAAGUUGAUAAAUUGAUAAAUGAUAGUAUCUACAAAAGCAUUAUUUGGUAGCUUAUCAUAAUCAUCCCUCUGUUUAUUCUUAGAUACUAAUUAUAUUUAGAGAUGUAUGCCUGCUUAGCUGGUUCAUUCAGAAUUUUAAUAUAAACAUACAUUUUAAUUUGGGGGUAUAGUAGAAAUUUUUGGUUCUAAAUAUAUAAUUUGUAAGAAGAUGGUUUAAAAUAAUAUUAUAACAAUCCAGAAAAGUUGUUAUUGUUUUUGUUUUCUGUUGGUUUUUUUGUUGUUGUUGUUUGGGUUGGUUUAUGUACUUGGAAAAUAAGAUUAGGAAUGUAAUAGAACAGAAUUCUGCCUUGCUAUAGUACUUCUCUAAGGAGAAAAUCAAUAUAAAUUUUAAUAAGGGGAAAUAAAUCACUGAAAUGUUUCAAUGGUAUAUGCAACUAUGCAGUUUUGCUCCUAAAAGGACAGCACAAGCCAUGAUUUAGUGAGCACUGUUUGACCUCAUUUUUACUGUAAACCAAAGUUGAUUGGAUCUAAGACAAAGCUUAAUGCACAACAGUGAGCUGAAUUUAGUAAUAAAGGCCCCUUGUUGGUACUAAAAUUAUUUUCUGAAGAAGUACAAUAAAGGAAAUGUUAUCAAAAGACGUUUUGAUAACAUUAUGCUUCUAGCUCACAAAAAUCACAGUAUAGACAUAAUUAAAAUGAUUAUAUUUAUGGAGAACCUUACUUAGAGGUUCAAAUAUCAUCAGCAUUCAGUAGAAAAUUCAGCAAUAAUCUCAAGGCCAGAGCGACCAGGUUUUGCCAACACUAGCUUUCAUUGCACAGACAAGAAAAAUGAAGCAUGGAUUAAGUAUGAAUUAAGGGAGCUGAAGAGUCAAGAGCAAGAGCCAAAUGAAACUGCCUGGUUACAACUAUCUAUGUGGAAUAGGGAAUUACAAAAAUUUUGGUGAUUGAUGAUCACCAGUGAUUAGUGAGUAGUACUUAACUAUGCACCACCACCACCCAUUGCCAUCAAGCCAAUUCUGACUCAUAG
Molecule: messenger RNA, 4325 nt
Organism: Trichechus manatus latirostris (Florida manatee)
Lineage: Eukaryota; Metazoa; Chordata; Mammalia; Sirenia; Trichechidae
Gene: GPR85
Product: G protein-coupled receptor 85
Exons: 3
Coding region: 645-1757 (370 amino acids)
Biological process (GO): G protein-coupled receptor signaling pathway
Cellular component (GO): plasma membrane
Molecular function (GO): G protein-coupled receptor activity
Source: RefSeq, a predicted model, not a curated record